Messenger RNA from Nerophis lumbriciformis (worm pipefish), 1870 nucleotides. RefSeq names its product putative nuclease HARBI1. The record is from RefSeq and is a predicted model, not a curated record. Lineage: Eukaryota; Metazoa; Chordata; Actinopteri; Syngnathiformes; Syngnathidae.
GUUUAUAAAUAAAGGUUGUUAAAAUGAAAAUAAAAACAAUAAAUUGGGAGAUGAAUAACGUGUCUCUCUAUCUACACUAGGGGGCGGUAACGAACGUUUCUAAGCGCAAUACUCCACGAAAAAAAAAAAGUAAACAAAGCUCACUUCCGGUACUCGUCAGUAGCAGCGGGUGACCACAGACUGUUGAAUUGUUUUGUUGUUUUGAAGCUUCUAUUUCAAUUUAUUUUGUUGUUUUGAAGCUUCUAUUUCAAGCUGCAGCGGCGAAAACAUGUCCGACGCCCUGCCAGUGUGGUUCGCAGUCCAGGCGGAGCUCCUGGGACACGAGGAAGAAGUGGACUCGCAGUCCAAGAGCUGCUUUGCUUGCUACGACGACGACACUUUGUUCGAGAUGUUCCAUUUAACGCGCGCUUGCAUCGAGUUCGUGGCGGACAUCGUGCGUGUCCGCAUGAAGCAAUACAUGCUCACGCCCUCCUCCGUGGACAUCAUGAUCAUGAUCACGCUCAAUUUCUUCGCUCUCGGCGCCUCCGCCGUCUCCCUCCUGAGGCGCUUCGACCUGAAGACGGACUGCCGGCAAAUUGUGUGGACGGUGUCCGAGGUGGUCGCCGGUAUGUCGGAUCAGUUCAUCUCCUUCCCGCAGACGCGCAAAGCCAAAGUGGACAUCGCGCACAUGGCGGAGGAGUUCUGCGGAAUCCCCGACGUCCUGGGCGUGCUGGCGCCCACUCACUUCCACAUCCGAACAUCCACGCAUGACAAGAACUGGUCGGAGUUGGUACGUCAGCAAUACGUCAACGCGCUGGGCUACAAGUCGGUGGUGAGCCAGAUGAUUUGUGACCUGGACGGCAACAUCCUGAGUGUGGAGAAGUGUUGCGUGGGCAGCACCAGCGACCAGGACUUGUGGUGCACCUCCUUUAGAGGGCGGGAGAUCGAGGAUGAACUCUAUGGACAAUACUGGGUGAUAGGAGGCGAAGGCUACCACUUGAGCAAACGCGUCCUGACUCCCGUGUCGGACCCCAAAAGCGACGCUCAGAUCCGCUUCAAUGAAGCCCACGCCAAGCUCCACAGCGUGACGCGGACAACGCUGCGAUCCCUCAAGUGGCGCUUCAGGUGCUUGACUAAACUCGGCUUCACGCUGGACAAGUUGACCAAUGUGGUCAAGGCUUGCUGCGUCUUGCACAACAUCGCCAAGAAGUUCUCGGUGCCCCUGCCGCCCGGGGAGGAGAAAUUUGAAGACCCUCAGCCGAGGAAUCCUUGCCAGGGGUCGGCGGCGGUGAUCAACCCCGACGGCUUGAGAGCUCGGCAGGAACUCAUCGAAUCGAGCUUCAGUACUGUACCCGGUCAAGGAGAACCAGAAUAACAUCCAGCAGGAGGACAAUGUUGGAUUUUCACACAAAAGGCCGACACUCACCAGACAUUCCAUUAGGUACACCUAAUCCAAUACAUUUAAUCCAUUGAACGCCCCCAUUUUAUUGUAUUUUAAAUAAGCAGUGGAAGUAUGGUGUUCAAAAUCUAGCCUUGAUGCUGGAAUGUAGAGCGUUUAAAAGUGCUUUUAGGUUUAUUUACAGGUCAUUGACUACAAAGAUGGAAACAAUAAGAAAAUAAGUAAACUAUUACCUAUACAUUGUACACAAUUUUUUAAAUGUAUAUUAUCUAAAAGAAGUAGUAGCAUAGCGUAAUCUACAACAGGAAUACACUUUCCAUAGAGAAACAUACUACAUUUUGGUGCAAAUCGAGAUAAAAGUGCUUUUCUUUUUGUUACCGUGACAAGUAUUCAGGAUUUUUUGGGGGGGCUAGUGGGAAAAUACAUGAAGGCCUUCUAAUUCAAACUUUCACCUGGAACUCUCAGCGUCUGUCAUUCUCAUAUAUCACAUGA